Messenger RNA from Cimex lectularius (bed bug), 2214 nucleotides. It is a transcript of the gene nAChRalpha4, whose product is annotated as acetylcholine receptor subunit alpha-like. Gene Ontology annotation, molecular function: acetylcholine-gated monoatomic cation-selective channel activity; transmembrane signaling receptor activity. Gene Ontology annotation, biological process: monoatomic ion transmembrane transport; chemical synaptic transmission; nervous system process. The coding region runs from base 65 to 1720 and encodes 551 amino acids. NCBI's taxonomy places the organism in Eukaryota, Metazoa, Arthropoda, Insecta, Hemiptera, Cimicidae. The transcript has 13 exons. Gene Ontology annotation, cellular component: synapse; postsynaptic membrane; neuron projection. The record is from RefSeq and is a predicted model, not a curated record.
UCGAUCACCGCCCUUCCACCUUCCACCAUCCAACAAGGCUGGAGCCUCACAAAAAAGCGUCAGGAUGGACCUUGGGGAGACAGCGAGAGCAUGGCUGCUCUGGGCGCUUGUGGUGCACGGCGCCGUUGGAGGAAAUCCUGAUGCGAAAAGGCUUUACGACGACUUACUAUCCAACUACAACAAACUCGUGAGGCCGGUGGUCAACACGACUGACGUUCUUCGAGUGUGCAUCAAGCUCAAAUUAUCACAGCUCAUAGAUGUGAACCUCAAGAACCAGAUAAUGACAACUAAUUUAUGGGUCGAACAGUCGUGGUACGACUACAAAUUGAGGUGGGAACCAAAAGAGUACGGCGGAGUUCAAAUGCUUCAUGUGCCUUCAGAUCACAUCUGGCGUCCAGAUAUAGUAUUAUACAAUAACGCUGACGGUAACUUUGAAGUGACGUUGGCAACAAAGGCUACCAUCUACCAUCAGGGACUGGUCGAGUGGAAGCCACCCGCCAUCUACAAGUCGUCCUGUGAGAUCGACGUGGAAUACUUCCCGUUCGACGAACAGACCUGCGUCCUUAAGUUCGGUAGUUGGACCUACGACGGGUUUAAGGUGGAUUUGCGCCAUAUGGACGAGAAACAAGGCUCAAACGUCGUGGAGGUCGGUGUCGAUCUUUCAGAAUUUUACAUGUCUGUGGAAUGGGAUAUCUUGGAAGUUCCAGCUGUCCGGAACGAGAGGUUUUAUACUUGCUGCGAUGAACCAUAUUUGGACAUAACGUUCAACAUAACGAUGAGAAGAAAGACUCUUUUCUACACGGUGAACAUCAUAAUCCCAUGCAUGGGGAUAUCAUUUUUAACCGUGCUCACCUUUUACCUGCCAUCUGACAGCGGAGAAAAAGUUACUCUGUCGAUAUCGAUUCUUAUUAGUCUCCACGUGUUCUUCCUUCUGGUAGUUGAAAUUAUUCCGCCCACGUCUCUAGUAGUUCCUCUGCUUGGAAAAUAUCUUAUAUUUGCUAUGAUCCUCGUAUCAAUAAGUAUAUGCGUGACUGUAGUCGUGCUCAACGUGCACUUCCGGUCUCCCCAGACUCACAAGAUGGCACCUUGGGUGAAAAGAGUGUUCAUACACAUCCUUCCGAGACUUCUCGUCAUGCGGAGGCCUCAAUACCAAUUCGAGGCCAACAGGUUCAGCAAAGGGCUCAUGAUGCGAACUAGCAGACAGGGCAAAACUGAACUAUCUUCUUACUAUCCUUACAGAGGAGGUGCUGGAUACCUGGAUAGCCCGCUAUCAGCAUCGAAAGAGAGACUUUCUCCUGACAGUAUUUGCGAAGGCCUAUCGGGAUUCGGGGGCAGCUGUCAGAUCCAUGGACCGUCUCUCGUUUCCGCUGACACAGAGGAGAUAACGUUGAGCGAUUCCAAAUCUCCGCCACCCAUUAUCAGAAGCCCUGCCUUCUCCCAUUCCAAGUGUCCGCAGACCAUGCACAAAUCCUGUUUUUGCGUGCGUUUCAUCGCUGAACACACGAAGAUGCAAGAAGAUUCUACAAAGGUUAAAGAAGAUUGGAAGUACGUUGCUAUGGUCCUCGACAGACUUUUCCUUUGGAUCUUCACUCUGGCCGUUUUCGUCGGAACGGCCGGAAUUAUUCUACAAGCGCCGACACUUUACGACGACAGAAUUCCGAUCGAUAAAAAAUUUUCGGAUUAUGCCUCGACAGUCGUAAGGUGUCCACCUCCUCAAUAAUUUCCGCCGGCAUCUAAAAGGUUGGUUGUUCUCAAUGUCACCAUAAAAGUUGUAACUUUGCAAAAAGAUGAUUCUGCAGAAUCUGCAAGUCGUGAAGAAAAAUACUACGUGGAGCCAAUUCGCGUAAGCUUGAUUGGAUAUAAUAAAGCUAGUUUGAUAUAUCUUUGUGCCCGAAAGAAGAAAACUUGUAAAAAAAAGUAACGAUGUCAAUAUAAACUGUAUAAGGAGGUACAAUUGAACGAAUCAUACCAAAUGAUACAUGUACUUGCUCAAUAUUUAUUUAUAAUUUUAAUAGCACGACCUAGCAUUUUACGACAGUUUUUGUAGAUAUCUGCAUUACAAUUUUUACGAGGCACGAGGUUCAAAUUGAUUUAAAAUGUUCACAAUUUUCCCUUUAUAUGAAAGUGUCGUAAUUCGUGUGUUUUGUUCAAUUAAAUUGACAUCACAUUAAAAAAAAAAAUAUUGUUCUUAUAUCUGUGAUAAAGCAUGGUAUG